Molecule: messenger RNA, 555 nt
Organism: [Torrubiella] hemipterigena
Lineage: Eukaryota; Fungi; Ascomycota; Sordariomycetes; Hypocreales; Clavicipitaceae
Source: the annotation of a GenBank genome assembly
AUGAUCCGCCCAGCUCGACCGGACGAGAUCCCCAACCUCUACACCACAGCUGACGCCAAGCGCAACGCCGACACCGCCGCUGCUCUCACCAAGCUGCUCAAAGUCGGGUGCGUCAGGCCCGAAUGGUGUUUCCUGGCCAAACGCGACGGCAAAGUGACGGGCAGCAUCGCCCUGUGGACGCGGCCCGGCCACGACAAGCCCACCGACUUUGUCCUGUUCGACACGGACUGGGAGCGCACGCCCGAGACCGGGCAGACGCUGCUCGACCAUGUCAUUGCCGCGUCACGCGAGCUUGGGGCCGAUGCGCUAGGUCACGUCAUUGACAUCCCCAACGAUGCACCCCAGGGCGCAGUCCACCUGCAGACCAGGCACAAGCUGCUGAGCCGCAACGGCUUCAAGCUCACGCGCGACGGGCGGGCGCCGCUGGGAAUGGCGGGCCGGCGAACCGAUCCCGGCAGCAGCCGACGACCGUCUGACCUGGCGGUUGAUGUUGAGCUGAAUCGUUUUAAAUCGACUGCUGAUGAUUCUCAAACCAAAUCUACACAGAACAAAUAA